AUGGCUAGAACGAAGCAAACAGCAAGAAAAUCCACUGGUGGUAAAGCCCCAAGAAAACAAUUAGCCUCCAAAGCUGCUAGAAAAUCAGCUCCAUCUACAGGUGGUGUCAAGAAACCUCACAGAUAUAAGCCAGGUACCGUUGCCUUAAGAGAAAUUAGAAGAUUCCAAAAAUCUACUGAAUUAUUGAUUAGAAAAUUACCAUUCCAAAGAUUAGUUAGAGAAAUUGCUCAAGAUUUCAAAACUGAUUUAAGAUUCCAAUCUUCUGCUAUUGGUGCUUUACAAGAAUCCGUUGAAGCUUAUUUAGUUUCCUUGUUUGAAGAUACUAACUUGGCUGCUAUUCAUGCAAAGCGUGUUACUAUUCAAAAGAAGGAUAUUAAAUUGGCUAGAAGAUUAAGAGGUGAAAGAUCAUAA
Molecule: messenger RNA, 411 nt
Organism: Naumovozyma dairenensis CBS 421
Lineage: Eukaryota; Fungi; Ascomycota; Saccharomycetes; Saccharomycetales; Saccharomycetaceae
Product: histone H3
Exons: 1
Coding region: 1-411 (136 amino acids)
Biological process (GO): rRNA transcription
Cellular component (GO): nucleosome
Molecular function (GO): protein heterodimerization activity; structural constituent of chromatin; DNA binding
Source: RefSeq, a predicted model, not a curated record